Molecule: messenger RNA, 870 nt
Organism: Eutrema salsugineum
Lineage: Eukaryota; Viridiplantae; Streptophyta; Magnoliopsida; Brassicales; Brassicaceae
Product: floral homeotic protein AGAMOUS
Exons: 8
Coding region: 124-870 (248 amino acids)
Biological process (GO): positive regulation of transcription by RNA polymerase II
Cellular component (GO): nucleus
Molecular function (GO): DNA-binding transcription factor activity, RNA polymerase II-specific; protein dimerization activity; RNA polymerase II cis-regulatory region sequence-specific DNA binding
Source: RefSeq, a predicted model, not a curated record
AACCUUACCUUCCAUUUUCUGCAACUUCUCCAAAUCUCAUACUUUCCAGAAAAUCAUUUUCCCAAGAAAAAUAAAACUUUCCUCUUUGUUCUUCUCCCCCCAACAGCAAACACGGCCUACCAAAUGGAGCUAGGAGGAGAUUCCUCUCCACUGAGGAAAUCUGGGAGAGGAAAGAUCGAAAUCAAACGGAUCGAAAACACAACGAAUCGUCAAGUCACUUUCUGCAAACGCAGAAAUGGUUUGCUCAAGAAAGCUUACGAACUCUCUGUUCUUUGUGACGCUGAAGUCGCACUCAUCGUCUUCUCUAGCCGUGGCCGUCUCUAUGAGUACUCAAACAACAGUGUAAAAGGGACAAUCGAGAGGUACAAGAAGGCAAUAUCGGAUAAUUCCAACACCGGAUCGGUGGCAGAAAUUAAUGCACAGUAUUACCAACAAGAAUCGGCCAAAUUGCGUCAACAAAUAAUCAGCAUACAAAACUCGAACAGGCAAUUGAUGGGUGAGACGAUAGGGUCAAUGUCUCCCAAAGAGCUUAGGAAUUUGGAAGGCAGAUUAGACAGAAGUAUCAACCGAAUCCGAUCCAAGAAGAAUGAACUCUUAUUCGCCGAAAUUGACUACAUGCAGAAGAGAGAAGUUGAUUUGCAUAACGAUAACCAGCUUCUUCGUGCUAAGAUAGCUGAAAACGAGAGGAACAAUCCAAGUAUGAAUCUGAUGCCAGGAGGAUCUAACUACGAGCAGAUAAUGCCACCGCCUCAAACGCAAUCUCAACCGUUUGAUUCAAGGAAUUAUUUCCAAGUCGCGGCAUUGCAACCUAACAAUCACCAUUACUCAUCCGCUGGUCGCCAAGACCAAACCGCUCUUCAGUUAGUGUAA